CGGUGCCUUUUUCUUUCUCCCGCCUUUGUCUUUCCUCCAUCCUUUUUUCUUCAUCCUGUCCCCCUCCCAACAGAAGCUCUCAAUCCUCCUCUGGCCCCCUACCCACUCCCACAUCCUGCCUCAUCUGCAUCCUCCUCCCCUACUUUUCUCCGCCCUCGCGCCCAAGCCUCCGCCCAUUAGCCCCCGCCCCCAGCUGCCAGUCCCCAGCAGCUCAGUCCUGCAGUGAGUCCAUAGCAAAGCACCAGGAGCUGAGCACCGCUGGCUGUGCUGGCUAGCAAGUCUCCGAAUGGCUCAGGAGAAAAUGGAGCUGGAUUUUGAGGCUGACACAUCUGAUGGGGGCACCCUGAGACGGUCCAACAGUGCUCCCUUGAUCCAUGUGCUCAGUGACCUUUCACAGGUUUUUGAGCCAUAUCCACUUAGAACUCGGAGGAACAGUACGACAAUUAUGAGCCAUCAUAGCUUGGAAGAAGGCCUGGAUAUGAUGAACAGAGAAACUUCCCAUGAAAGGGAAGCUCAAGCAGGAAUGCAGAUCAGCCAGUCAUGGGAUGAAAGCUUGAGCCUGAGUGAUAGUGAUUUUGACAAGUCAGAGAAAUUAUAUUCUCCCAAGAGAAUUGACUUCACUCCAGUUUCUCCGGCGCCUUCCCCAACCAGAGGAUUUGGAAAGCAGUGCUUUUCGCCAUCCUUGCAAAUGUUUGUGAGUAGCAGUGGCAUGCCACCAAGUCCUGUUUCGAAUCCAACACAUUAUUCAAGCAGGAGGAGUCAGAGUCCAGUGAAAUGCAUUAGGCCCAGUGUUCUUGGUCCUCUUAAGAGAAAAGGGGAAAUGGAGACAGAAAGCCAGCCUAAGAGACUCUUCCAAGGCACCGCCAACAUGCUGUCUGGAGAUGCUGCGCAAUUGUCUGAUCUCAGUUCAUGGUGGUGUUAUCAAGGAGAAGAAAUUCCUGCCUUGACCAGAUGUGUGGAGCAUCUCCAAAUGAACGAAUAGUUCUUUACACAAAGCAGUGUACAAAAGCAAGCGUCCAUGAAGCUGUCAGUGUCUCGGGUAGUAUUAUGAGGCCUUAGGUGCCUUGGGGUACAUUGCUGUGCUGUAGGGGAUAUAUAUCAUAAGGUCUUGUGGAAAUGGAAGCUUUCUGUAUGUGAGUGCAGUUUGGUUUGAUUUUUUUUUUUUUCUGAUUCUUUUUCGUCACUGAGUUUGUUUUGUCAUGUGGUGACUUGUGGUUUUUUGUUGUCUGUUUUGGUUUGGUUUUGGUUAUUGUGUUGUGGUAGAGUCAGAACCCAGUUCUUGUUCUUGUUGCCCUAUAGAGGGCAGUUUAGUAUCUCUAAGGAAGCUUUGAGGCACUGAAAGGGUUAGUGAUACUGUGCCCCCUGCUUCCAGUUGUUUCUUGAGCUCUGAGCAGUGUAUAUGCAGUGUGAUGUAACAUAUGCUCUGUCAUUUUUACAAGAGGAGACUCCUGAGUAAAAUAUUUCAGAAAUCCAAGUGUGAUCUAAUGUGACAUUAUUAUUUAUGACACUAC
Phodopus roborovskii (desert hamster) is the source of this 1511-nucleotide messenger RNA. RefSeq names its product PABIR family member 2 (gene Pabir2). The coding region runs from base 287 to 982 and encodes 231 amino acids. The record is from RefSeq and is a predicted model, not a curated record. Gene Ontology annotation, molecular function: protein serine/threonine phosphatase inhibitor activity. NCBI's taxonomy places the organism in Eukaryota, Metazoa, Chordata, Mammalia, Rodentia, Cricetidae. The transcript has 9 exons.